Danio aesculapii is the source of this 3769-nucleotide messenger RNA. It is a transcript of the gene phc2a, whose product is annotated as polyhomeotic homolog 2a (Drosophila). The record is from RefSeq and is a predicted model, not a curated record. Bases 398 to 2902 code for a protein of 834 amino acids. Gene Ontology annotation, cellular component: nucleus; PRC1 complex. The transcript is spliced from 16 exons. Gene Ontology annotation, molecular function: protein binding; zinc ion binding. NCBI's taxonomy places the organism in Eukaryota, Metazoa, Chordata, Actinopteri, Cypriniformes, Danionidae.
CCUCUGCUUGGUGUAGUCUGUGCCUGUCGGAUAGAGCAGACCUCAGACAUGGUGUAGGAUAUCAGGAAAGGAGCAAGCGGUUGAAGUUGCAACAAGGCCUGUGUUGAGGCUGUUCCUCGGCUGAGUAAAGGAAGUAUUUGACCAACAAGUGUCCUCCCAGCCCCCAAGAAGAAAAGCCCAGCUCAUUUCCCCUGCAGCAGCCUUUGAUGUGUGUUUGUUUAAUGGCAUUAUUGGGCCCAGUCAUCUGUGAUGGGAGGAGUUCUGCUCCACACAAGAGUCAGAGGUUGGAUUCUCAUUACUGCUAGUGGUGUACUGUCACAAGUUGUGCUGGAAGCUGUCAGACUGCCUGACUGAAGGAUCCGUGUGCCGUGGAUUGGGCACAGGCAGACGGAGGCCCAUGGAGAAGGAGCAGGAGCAGGAGCAGGGCAGCGUGGCCUCCAGUGCCAGUGUCACCAUCCCCAGCACUACCUCAGUCUCCACCUCCACCUCCGCCGGCACCAUAUCAAACUCCUCCAGCAGACAGCAGGCUGUGCCUCAGAUAUCAGUCUAUGGAGGAAUCGCAGACAGGCAAACCGUUCAGGUCAUCCAGCAGGCCCUGAACAGGCAGCCCAGCACAGUGGCAGCUCAGUAUCUCCAGCAGAUGUAUGCAGCUCAACAACAACACCUCAUGCUCCAGACCGCAGCACUACAGCAACAGCACCUGAGUCUCGCUGCAGUGCAGCAGGCUAGUAUAGUGGCAGGAAGACAAAGCUGUAGCCAGCAUGGCAGUACGUCCCAGCAAACUGUGGCCUCCCAAACCACUAUAAACCUGGCCACAUCCCCAGCGGCAGCUCAUUUGAUCAGUCGAGCCCAGAGUGGGAGCUCUGUUCCUGUCUGCAUUGGCCAACAGGCUGUGCUGCUGGGAAACUCCUCCACACCCACACUCACCGCCAGCCAAGCACAGAUGUAUUUACGAGCUCAAAUGGCACAGCAAACUAAUCUUGUGCAAGUAGCAAGGAGCCUAGGACGAGCCGUUCCUUUGUCAUCCCAACUUAUAUUUACACCAACUGCCUCAGUCACAGCAGUUCAACCGGAGGCUCCUGCACUCUCAAUCAACACGCCACCAACCAGCGAACAGGUGCAGAACUUGGCUCUUCGUGGCCAGCAGGGGGCGCUGACAUCCACCAUCUCUCAGUCUCAAUUACAGAGCCUGAGUGUGAAACAGUCCCCUGUGGCAUCUGUGACUGGCCAAUCAGUGGCCCGACUGAAGAGUCCAGGAGCAGAGCCGAGCCCUCAGGGAACUGCUGCAAAGGCCAGCCCUGCAGAAACGUCUUCACAGACGUCGACAAAACACGAGAAAACCAGUGACCUCACAACAAGAGAGCUUAACGUGUGUCCCAGUGUGACCUCAGUGGCAGGACAUCCUCUCAUAAGCACAGCAUAUACCCAAAUCCAGACCCAUCAGCUCCUGCAGCAGCACAAGCAGCAGUUUGUGAUUCAGCAGCAGCCUCAGCUCUUACAGAGAGGUCAGGCUCAGCUCUUAGAGGCCGCCGCCAUUCAUCCCCACACGGUGCAAGCUGUGGCCAUUCAGCCUGCCCUGCCAGCGCAGCCUCAGCAGUGCCCAAUCCCUUUGCUGCCCAAAGUGCCUGUUACCUGCCAACAAGCCACCAUCUUCCACUCCACCACAGUGAGUCAGCAGGCGCUUGCUCAGAAUGGACAGGCGCACAUACUGAGCCACACCAAAGCACCACCUCUACAGCUCACCGCAGUCAAGUGCCAGAUCCAUCCUGUUCAAAUUCAACAAGGAGUAGCCUCACAGAAUGUUCCCGAUAAGGACACUCCUGUUCUUUUCGAACCACAGAUGCUAUCCAUACCAAUACAAGAGCCAACUCGGACCGAACAACGCCAAUCAGACAAAGAAAAACAAGUGAAAGAAAACACACAAGGCAGAGUGAAUGUGAAGCCAGGUGUGGGUUCACCUCCAGCCAUGACCUCGGGCAGCGGCAAUAAUGCGCCCACGGUGACCGGUAGCGCUCCGCAAAAUGGCGAGAGUAAACCGCCGCCACAGGCAGUAGUGAAGCCCCAGAUCCUCACUCAUGUCAUCGAGGGAUUUGUGAUCCAGGAGGGAGCGGAGCCUUUUCCCGUUGAACGUCCAUCCUUGCUUAUCGAGAAUUUAAAGAAGCAGAAGCAGCAUCAUGCUUAUUCAGAUCUACAGAAGCACAGCACAGACUCUGAGAUGGAGGAUCUGUCUCAACAAGAGCUGAAUAAUCAACCCGAGCCAGUGCUGACAUGUGAAUUCUGUGGGAAUGUAGACUUCGCAUUCAACUUUAAGAGAUCCAAGCGGUUUUGCUCUACAGUGUGUGCGAAGAGAUAUAAUGUUGGCUGCACAAAGCGAAUGGGUCUUUUUCCAGGGAAAUCCAGCCCGGAGGACACAAAGAAGCCGAAAGCCUCAGAUGAAAGUCCUAAAAACUGUAGCACAGAAACCAGGAAACGGAAUCCAAGCAUUCAAACGACCACAGGAGCUCCUUUGUUGUCCCCACAUCCAUCUCAUCCAAGUCAUGGUGAGUCCAGCCAGUGCUCAGACAUGUCCAGCUAUGAAGAGCCCAUCUCACCACUGUCCAACUUGAGCUUUGGAGCCCCGAUUGAGCACGAGGAAAGUUUUAAUCACAGCAGAGAGCUUACUCCUCUACUCACGCAGCACUUCCUGGCCAGCGACCCCACAAAGUGGAACGUUGAGGAUGUUUAUGAAUUCAUCUGCUCUCUGCCAGGUUGCCAUGAGAUCGCUGAAGAGUUUCGCUCUCAGGAGAUUGACGGCCAGGCCUUGAUGCUCCUCAAAGAGGAUCAUCUCAUGAGCACAAUGAACAUCAAACUGGGCCCUGCACUGAAGAUCUUCGCCCGCAUCAGUAUGCUCAAGGACUCGUAGCCUUACCCACAACUCAAUCUUGUCUGAAAGGACAACUCUGCACUGGUUUCUUCAUCCCAUUGUGGCUUUGGGUCCUGGGGAUUGCUGCUCCUCAAAACCACAAACUUGUGUAUAGUUCUCAUCACCGUCGAACGGUUUCAUCCCAAAAGCAUGAUGGUGUGAUUACAAAUCUCUGGUGUAUGCCAAGUCUGGGAAGGGGCGACAAUCCAUCAUGUCAAGAAGACAAGCACAACAACUUAACCUUUUGUGCAAGCAAAUGUUCUUCGUUAAUAGCAUGGAAAGAGAUUUACAGUUUCUUUUCUGUCUUAAACUGGACUUUUUGUAAUGUUUGUCAAAGUGACACUCGUAGUUCUGGUUCUCAAUGUCACAGCAAAGUAAUGUUCGGUUAGCGAAGAAAAACUUUGUACCUUUAGCCUUGCAGCCAUCAUUUGUAGGUAGUAAAACUGUUCAGGUUUCUUCAUCUCACAGGAUAUUCCUCAGUUCACAUGCAAUUAGAGUUUGUACUCAAAUGUGGCAUUUUUUUACACUGAUACACAGGGAUAAUGGGUAUUAAAACUGACUCUCCAAGACGUGCCUAAUGUUUUUUUUAUAUCCCAAAGAUUAUGGAGUGCUUGUGAACACAAUUCAGGUUUAAAGACUGCCAUUAAUACCACUUUACAGAACACAUCUUGGCAUGAUCUGAGGAACAACUGGCAUUAUUUUUCAUAAAUCGCUGUUAUCCCAACCUUCAGUGUGUGCACUCACAUUUGGAAAGCUAGUGCAGCUUGUGUGUCUAUUUUUACAUUCAUCAUUUGAUCAAAUUUCUGUAUUUAUUGAGAGCGAUUCUCUGAUUCUGUUUUAUAUUUGAAAAUAAAACUGAAAACAAAA